Pistacia vera is the source of this 1007-nucleotide messenger RNA. RefSeq names its product 50S ribosomal protein L15, chloroplastic. The transcript has 3 exons. Lineage: Eukaryota; Viridiplantae; Streptophyta; Magnoliopsida; Sapindales; Anacardiaceae. Gene Ontology annotation, molecular function: structural constituent of ribosome. Gene Ontology annotation, biological process: translation. Bases 38 to 835 code for a protein of 265 amino acids. The record is from RefSeq and is a predicted model, not a curated record. Gene Ontology annotation, cellular component: cytosolic large ribosomal subunit; ribosome.
AUCCUUCGAAAAUUUCAGUCUCAAUCUCAUCCUUUCAAUGGCGUCUCUUCUCUCACUCAACUCACUAACUCUUAACGCCUCUUCUCCUUUCAAAGGCAACAUCUGUAACUUAAGACCAAACCCAUCUCACUUCUUUGAUUUCUCGCUCAAAGUCCAGCGCCAGCAAAACAGAACUUCACUCACUAUCCUCAACCAAGCUGCUGCAACACCAGCACCUCCUGCUUCGGUUUCAGGUCCGGUUACGAACAUCCGGUUCCGCCUUGACAACCUUGGCCCGCAACCGGGUUCGAGAAAGAAAGGGAAGAGAAAGGGAAGAGGGAUAUCAGCUGGGCAAGGGGGCAGUUGUGGGUUUGGAAUGAGAGGUCAAAAGUCAAGGUCUGGUCCCGGUGUUAGAAAAGGCUUUGAAGGUGGUCAAAUGCCGCUUUAUCGUCGAAUUCCCAAGCUUCGGGGGAUUGCUGGAGGUAUGCAUGCGGGGUUACCUAAAUAUGUCCCAGUUAACUUGAAAGACAUAGAAGCUGCAGGAUUUCAGGAAGGUGAUGAGGUUUCACUGGAGAGUUUGAAGAAGAAGGGUUUGAUCAAUCCCUCUGGAAGAGAAAGGAGACUCCCUUUAAAGAUUCUCGGUGAUGGGGAACUAAGCGUGAAGUUGAACUUUAAGGCUCGCGCCUUCUCAACAGCAGCAAAGGAGAAGCUUGAAGCUGCUGGUUGUUCCCUCACCGUGUUACCUGGUCGAAAGAAGUGGGUAAAACCAUCAGUUGCCAAGAACCUCGCGCGUGCUGAAGAAUACUUUGCCAAGAAGAAAGCUGCUGCAGCUGCUUCUGAACCAGCUUCUGCUUAAACUUUAACUUUAAAUGUCAAAAUAGAGUUAUUGUAGGGUGUUCAAUUCUUUUCCUUGUGUUUUGCAGGUUUUUUCGGUAGAGAAUUAAGGAUGAAGAGGGUUAUCCAUCCCUAAAAAUGUACUUUCUUGUAACUGUUUCUUCUACAUAUUCAAUCCCAUUGAAAAUUCUGUU